CGGGGCUAGGGCUGUCCCUGGUCCCUGGUGCCGCCUCCAUCUGGGUCUCCACCUCCCGGACCUGCGGCAUUGGUGAGGUCCGGAGCGCGGCUUCCCCACGGGCGGCGCGAUGGGUUGCGGGAACUCCACUGCCACCAGCGGGGGCGCGAGCCGAGGUCCAACGGGAGCAGCUAAAGAUGCGACAGAAGACUCAAUAACGGACGAAGAGAAGAGGAGAAACUAUGGUGGAGUGUACGUUGGUCUGCCUUCUGAAGCUGCCAAUAUGGUGUCUAGUCAAGCAAAGACAGUACGGAAAAAUUAGAGGAAGAUAACAUGAUAUCUGGACAGUCAAGAGCCUGCACAUGAAUUUGGAAGGAAUUUGGCUCCGGGGACAUUGUAUCUUCAAACAAAUCCUGCAAGAUUGUCCCCUGCUGUGCCACCUCUCCCAAAUCCUUAGUGUGUAGUGAAAGCCAUGGGUACACACUGUGCGUUGUGGCAGCAGAAGGAAACUGGUGGACUUGGUGCUCACUGGGGGGACUCCGCGUCACCACCAGUGAGGGAGCCUAAGGCUGUUGCCACCCAGCCUGGGCCACCAUUCCACCCAGUUCACACAAGUCAUGUCUUUUCACUGAUACUCUUUUGAUAGUUUUUAUAUAACGCAAUCCUUACUGUAUUUAUAACCUGGUAUUAGAGUAUAAAGGAAUUACCUGAAGUAAUCUAUCGUCUCUUGUCCUUUGACAUUUCUCCUUCGUCCUUUUUUUCAGCUGUGAAGUUGGCAAUAGAGUCUCACAACUCUCCCUCUCUCACUAGUCAGUUUAAAACCUUCAUUUAAAUGUAAGCGAUUCCCUCCGUUGAGGACAUUGCAAGUAUUUGAAAAUGAACCAGUUAAAUGUGCAUGCUCCUCUCACAGGUGGGCAUUUAAUUCCCGUUUUCUUUAGUCAGAGGCUCCCAUGGCUCCAGAAGUCCCGCAGCUGCCCAGUUGCCCGUUCUCCCCUUGUGUAAUUAGAGCAUCUCAUCGUGUUGAUUCCGUACUGUCGCUUAGGACUACGGUUGAUGUUUAGUGGGAUAUCUGGAAAGUUCCGAAUUUGCUAACAACGUGCACACCUACUUAGGACUGCAGUGUAAGCAACCGGGUUCACCAGCGUAUUUCAACCAUUAAAUAUUUUUAUCCCCCUU
This is a messenger RNA of Microtus oregoni (creeping vole), 1155 nucleotides long. It is a transcript of the gene CUNH12orf75, whose product is annotated as chromosome unknown C12orf75 homolog. The record is from RefSeq and is a predicted model, not a curated record. Lineage: Eukaryota; Metazoa; Chordata; Mammalia; Rodentia; Cricetidae. The transcript has 6 exons. The coding region runs from base 110 to 301 and encodes 63 amino acids.